CCCAAAAAAGGUCCAUUCCAUUCCUUACCACCACCACCCUCUCAAUCUCUCUUUUCUCUCUCCUUAAAUCAUAUACUUCCCGUAAUUCCAAAUCCAAAUAAAACUCACCUUCCUUCCAAAAGGCCAAACUUGGUAAAAUCACCAUCACAUUCAUCCUUUCCAUAAUUAUAUUCAAAUAUAAAACGAUGCCCAAAUCCUCCGUCUUACUCCACCGCAUCACCACCAACACCCACCCUACCACCACCUCCCCUUUCUCCCACCUCCACCCUAAACCCCUCUCUCUCACACCCUUCUCCCCUCCCGGCUUCGAAGUCCCCGACGACGUCGUACGCUACCAUGCCCAAUCCGUAAACUCCCACCAGUGCUCCUCCGCCGUCGUUCAAGAGAUCUCUGCCCCUGUCUCCACCGUCUGGUCUGUUGUCCGCCGUUUCGACGCCCCACAGGUCUAUAAACAUUUCGUCCGAUCAUGUGACGUCAUCUCCGGCGACGGUGACGUCGGCACUCUCCGUCGUGUCCGCGUUGUCUCCGGCCUUCCCGCCGCCACCUCCGACGAAAGACUUGAGAUCCUUGACGACCACCGCCACGUAAUCUCUUUCUCCGUUAUCGGCGGGGACCACCGCCUCUCAAACUACCGCUCCGUCACGUCCUUACACCCGGCAAUCGGCGACACUGGCGAAGAGUCUACACUUGUCGUCGAAUCAUACGUCGUUGACACACCCGCGGGUAACACGAAAGAAGAGACUUGCGUAUUCGUGGACACCAUUGUUCGGUGUAACCUUCAAUCGUUGGCACAGAUCGCUGAAGGAAGAGGGAAAGAGGAGAAGAAGAAUCUCCUCUCCGGAUCUUAAUUUAGGUCAAGUUUUCCCCCCUCUUUCUCUCACAUACUACAUCUGUCGAGUUACAGUCUCGAUAAAAGACUAUCGAAGAUGAACAACGACGACAACAACGUUUCCGGCAACGGAAGGGGUGAUAUAUAAUUUUUGUGUGUUAUUGAUCGUAAUCAUCUUGCACUUAUGAUCUACCCCCUUCUCCUUCUCCUUUGAUCUUUUUCUUUUUGUUAAUCCUGUCAAAGAAAAGAUUGAUACAUAGAACAUAGUUUUUUGUUGUUAUUGUUGUACUUAUUUGUUGCUUUAAAUGUAAUGUUUGUGGUGCAUGCCUUUUGA
Spinacia oleracea (spinach) is the source of this 1163-nucleotide messenger RNA. Its product is annotated as abscisic acid receptor PYL4-like. Gene Ontology annotation, cellular component: cytoplasm; nucleus. Bases 186 to 848 code for a protein of 220 amino acids. Gene Ontology annotation, molecular function: signaling receptor activity; abscisic acid binding; protein phosphatase inhibitor activity. Lineage: Eukaryota; Viridiplantae; Streptophyta; Magnoliopsida; Caryophyllales; Amaranthaceae. The transcript has a single exon. Gene Ontology annotation, biological process: abscisic acid-activated signaling pathway. The record is from RefSeq and is a predicted model, not a curated record.